Messenger RNA from Coregonus clupeaformis (lake whitefish), 3047 nucleotides. Its product is annotated as disintegrin and metalloproteinase domain-containing protein 17. Gene Ontology annotation, cellular component: plasma membrane. Gene Ontology annotation, molecular function: metalloendopeptidase activity. Lineage: Eukaryota; Metazoa; Chordata; Actinopteri; Salmoniformes; Salmonidae. The record is from RefSeq and is a predicted model, not a curated record. The coding region runs from base 78 to 2603 and encodes 841 amino acids. Gene Ontology annotation, biological process: membrane protein ectodomain proteolysis; Notch signaling pathway. The transcript has 19 exons.
AACGGUUCCUGUGUUGACAUUAUUCAUCAACAACUUGCAAUAAUGACAAAGGUGGAGUAAGCUCUUUUAACGUCACGAUGAAGUAUCUGGUACUUGUGGCCUUUUUGGGUCCUUGUUGGGUCAAUUGUGCGAUUAAAUCAAGGGCCACUGAGGAAGUAACACGGGAAAAUGACACAGAGUUCGAAGCUCUGAGCUUGUUGCUGUCCGACUUUGAGGUGCUGCCCGUGUCCGGCCUCCAGCAGCACUCGCUCAGGAAGAGGGACGUCCACACAGAGUCCCACCUGGAGCGCAUGGUCAGCUUCAAUGCCCUCAAGAGACAUUUUAAGCUUUACUUGACAACUAACACAGGCCUGUUUACUGAGGACUUCAAAGCUGUGUUUGUAGAUGAGCAAGGGAAGGAAGACCGCCAUGACGUUCAGCUGCAGAACUACUUUACUGGACAUCUUGUAGGCGAGGAGCACUCCCGUGUUCAGGCACACAUAGACGGGGACGAGUUCUCUGCCCACAUCCUUACAGAGGAGACGGAGUACAACGUAGAGCCCCUGUGGAGGUUCACUGAGGUGCCCCCCGAUGGUCGUCUGUUGGUAUACCGCUCUGAGGACAUCAAGAACCUCAGUCGCCUGGCCUCGCCCAAGGUGUGUGGCUACGUCCACGCUGGGGCCCAGGACCUGCUGCCAGAGGCCGCCAGAGGUGGAGAGGCACAGGAGGAUUCCCUCCACAUAGAGAAGAGAGCGACCCACAACCACAAGAAGAACACCUGUCCUCUAGCCCUGGUGGCUGACUACCGCUUCUUCAAACACAUGGGGCGUGGAGAGGAGAGCAUCACACUCAACUACCUGAUUGAGUUGAUUGACAGAGUGGAUGACAUGUACAGGAACACAACCUGGGAUGACGAGUUAACAGGAUACGGUGUUCAGAUCCAACAGAUCAUCAUCAACAAGGAGCCGACCAGAGCGCCGCUUGGUCAGGCUGGGCCGGGCUGGACCCACUACAACAUGAAGGGAAGCCCCAUCCAAAGCAAGGAGGUGUGGGACGUCAAGAAACUGCUGGAGCAAUUUAGCACGGACAUAGCGGACAACGCUAGCACCGUGUGCCUGGCCCACCUGUUCACCUACCAGGACUUUGACGAGGGGACACUGGGCCUGGCUUACGUGGCCCCCUCUAAAGCCCAGGCUCUGGGGGGCCUCUGCCCCAAACCUUUCUUUCCAUCUAGUUCCGUUAAGAGUCCCAUUUUCCUCAACACUGGUUUAACCAGCACCAAGAAUUAUGGCAAAACCAUUCUAACCAAGGAAGCAGAUUUGGUGACAACCCAUGAGCUGGGCCACAACUUUGGAGCUGAGCACGAUCCUGACAACAUCCACUACUGCGCCCCUAGCGAUGAACACGGGGGCAAGUUUGUCAUGAACCCCAUUGCUGUGAGCGGGGACCACUACAACAACAAGCGAUUCUCCAACUGCAGUAAGAUAUCCAUAGGGAAGACGCUGCGCUUCAAGGCUCCCAUCUGCUUCAAGGAGAGGAACAGCAAUGUGUGUGGGAACUCGCGCGUGGAGGAGGGGGAGGAGUGCGACCCGGGCCUGCUGCACCUCAACGACGACCAGUGCUGCUCCGCCGACUGCAAGUUCAGGCCUGAGUCCCAGUGCAGUGACAGGAACAGUCCAUGCUGUAAGAACUGCAAGUUUGAGCAGGCAGGCAAGACAUGCCAGGAGCCCAUCAACGCCACCUGUAAGGGCAUGUCCCUCUGCACAGGUAACAGCAGUGAGUGCCCAGCCCCAGACAAUGCUCUGGACAAUACCAUCUGUGUGGACAGCGGGAGGUGCAGCGACGGGGAGUGCAUGACCUUCUGUGAGGCUGUGCAGAACCUGCAACCCUGUGCUUGUAAUGAGACGGACAACUCUUGUAAGGUCUGCUGCCGGGACAAAGAUGGCACCUGCACUCCCUUCGUAAAAAAGGACCGGAACUUCCUGUACCUGCGCAAGGGGAAACCCUGCACUGUGGGCUUCUGUGACGAGGGCGGCAAAUGCAUGAAGCAUGUCCAGGAUGUGAUCGAGAGGUUGUGGGAUUUCAUCGACAAGCUGGACAUCAACACGUUCAGGAAGUUCCUGGCAGACAACAUUGUGGGCUCAGUGGUGGUGUUCUCUCUGGUCUUCUGGAUCCCUCUCAGCAUCCUGGUGCACUGUGUGGAUAGAAAUCUGGAGAAGGAGUACUUCGCCAGCAACGAAGAGAUGCUGAGCAGCCUCGAAACGGCCUCUGUCCACAUCGUCAAGCCACCUACGCCGCCAAUCUUCUCCAGCACUCGGAUCCUUCCACACUCUCUCCCUCCUCUACCCCCAACAGGCCCAUCUGCCUCAGGCAGCAGCAGUACCCCAGCCCCAGGCUUGGCUUCUGGCACUGCCCUGGGGAGUGGGGUUAUGGGGGCGGGCUCGUGGAUGGCCACCAUCCAGGAGGAUCCCAGCUGCGAUUAUCACCUCGACCCGGACGAAGACGACUUCCCUCCACCCGGAGGCUCCAACGCCACCAAGUCGUCUUACGUGGACCUGACGGCAGAGCGGAGCACAGCUGGAUCGGGCCGCCACGACGAGGCAAACCUGCGUGGUGGACAAUAAAGAGAACCAGUGCUGAGGAAACAUGUUUGUAUAUGUACUCACAUACACGCAUGUACAUGCAAACACACACUGUUAUAUAUUUGGGGAUAUUUGUGCCUUGUUAGUUUCAAGAGUCAAAGCCAAGUGCUUUAUUUGGCACUGCUCACUCCGAUACAGGCCAGACAGUCUUUGGAGGUGUUAUUUUGUUAUUUUUGACUGACAGCUGUCAGAAAGGGUUGAUUGAUUGACAGUUGGGCCAGUUGAUUUACCACUGCCACAACUGUAUGGCUAUUGGUUAGGCAUGUGGGUGGGUUAGAGUGCCAGUGUCAAAAGGAAUCAUGCUGAGGUCAAAGAACUGAGAAAUGUGUUAUUUUAAAUGUUUAAAGGUCCAGUGCAAAUGUGAUUUUCCUGUGUUUUAUAUUUAUUUCCACUCUGAGGUUGGAAUAAUACUGUGAAAUUGUGAAA